CCAACACAAAAAAACAUUAUUUGCCAGAAGAACGGAUCUUAAUGUCUAGUAUCAUUCAUUUAGCAUAUCCAUGUUUUAUCAAAAGACUUGACUAUUUUCUCAAAAAUGCUAUGCUUGAAAAAAAUCUCGAAUACAUGAAAUUUCCAAAAUUGACGAAAUCGAAUAUAAAAUAUACAUCUCCCUAUUUAAAACAAUUAGCUCAUCACCCAUGGAUUAAAGUGAAAGAGGUUAAAUUUCACAAUAUAAAUGUAAGAAAACAAAUUAUGUAUAACAAAAUGAAAACUAUAAAGCUACAACUUGAAAAUGAGCUGCACAACGAAAAAAAUAACACAAUGAGAAAGAAAAUCACUUAUCCCAAAAAUUCAGUGAAUGAAAUGAUUUGUAAACUGCCGUUGUUGAAACAGUUCAAGAAAGAAAAUAAAAAUAAGCCAAUACCGGAUAUAAAAAGCUCUAUUGUAGAAGCCUAUAUUUAUGAAGACGACACGACGCAAAGAAGUGGCGACACCCAAACCAGGAUAGGUGAACAGGAUGAAUGGAUGAAGCCCGAGGAUAUGUUGCCAAUGACUAGUCGUGAAUUCAUGAAGAGCGAGACUUGGCGCUCCAGACAAUGGUUGACGGCAUCUAACUCGAGCACGGUGUUCAAAAAUACGACUAUGAACCACCGUACCAAACUCGUUGGCACACUUAUGCCAUCUACGUAUGGUAGUUGGCUAAAAAAACCAUUUGGCUUGCUCAGCGCCGAUUUUAUGGCGUCAAACAUUUCAAUAGAUUCGAUUAGUGAAUCGUCUAACAGUACUGCGGUUGAAACAAACCCGCACGAGACGGUUGUAGUUAUGGAUUUUGACAGUUCGGUAGACCAGUAUAAAUACAACAUGACUGUUGGAGAUAGCGGAAAAAAUCUAAGCGGUGGACGGGAAGAUAUCGGCGAGAGCGAUGAUGACGUGGUGCUUUCAAAGACGUUACGCCAUCUUAACGUUAUGUCUAUAGAUGCGAACGAGGAGAAAAUUUGCCAAGAGUUCCGAAAGUAUGGUGCCAGGUUGGCGGCUAACCACCAGCAACACCAGCAUCCGUCAGUGUUUUCGUCGGACACCGGUAUCACUGUAGCUAAAUUCGACAGGACCAAACAUGUCAACACGCCGUCAAUGAAAGGCAUACAGGGCACUCCACUGCCGUCAAUGGUACGAGUGGCUGUCAAAGAACAGUCGUCUAUGAUAGCACUCGACAAGAAAAUGUCAGUGUUGGACUUGCAACAUAAUGAUCAUGACAGCCAUGCAGUUACCGUACACGUUGAUGUUAACAAACACUACAACGACAUUGUUCUUGAUGAUAACAUCACUAAUGAGUUUAAGACAGAUAUAAACUGUGACCAUGAUGAUUGCUCGAGUACACCUCAGCCACCUCUCAUCAAUGAGGAUGGUUCGGUUAACAUGACACGACUACAUGGUGUAAUUCACAGACUACCAAACUGGAAACAACUAAGAGUGGUACUGAAAUUGAUGUCGAUUAUGGGUGAUCCUAUAGCAGAUUUCCCGGAAAUAAUCGAAUUUAACAAAUUGCGGAGAUGGUAUGAAGUACGGAUAAAUGAAAACAGACACUUGACGUCGAAAAUAAAACAAAAGCUAAUGAUUCAGUCGAUAAACGCAUGGAGUGCACCGCGACCCAAAUUGACAUCUGUUAAUAUUCCAAAAAACCUAAUGCAAGGUGAAAAAAACAUCAGUGCGAUGAAAAAAAUGUCUUGGAAUCAAGUGAAUGAAAUGAAACGUAAGGUCAAGAAAACCAAAGCCGAAUACAUCUUAAAACUUAAAAGAAUGUCAAUUAAUAACGCAAGAACAAUAUACCAGACAAUGCAUAAUGACUAUUAUAAUAGUCGUUUGGCCAAAAAUUUUAAACGAUCAUACUAUUAUUAUUUCCCGGCAAAAGAGGAUGAUUGCUUGUUUGAGUAUGUCACUGAAGUUAAGAAAACCUAA
Messenger RNA from Melanaphis sacchari, 1967 nucleotides. RefSeq lists its product as uncharacterized. The transcript has 9 exons. NCBI's taxonomy places the organism in Eukaryota, Metazoa, Arthropoda, Insecta, Hemiptera, Aphididae. The annotation marks the transcript as partial. The record is from RefSeq and is a predicted model, not a curated record.